Messenger RNA from Apaloderma vittatum (bar-tailed trogon), 1519 nucleotides. It is a transcript of the gene STEAP3, whose product is annotated as STEAP family member 3, metalloreductase. Bases 1 to 1464 code for a protein of 487 amino acids. The transcript has 4 exons. NCBI's taxonomy places the organism in Eukaryota, Metazoa, Chordata, Aves, Trogoniformes, Trogonidae. The record is from RefSeq and is a predicted model, not a curated record. Gene Ontology annotation, cellular component: plasma membrane; endosome. Gene Ontology annotation, molecular function: cupric reductase (NADH) activity; ferric-chelate reductase (NADPH) activity. Gene Ontology annotation, biological process: copper ion import.
AUGUCCGGAGGAGACAUGGCCAAACCCCUCCUGGGCCAUCGGAGCAUGGAGGGUGACUCCAGCAUGCCAGCGACUGGGCGCACCAUCGGGGUGUUGGGGAGUGGGGACUUUGCACGGUCGUUGGCUGUCCGCCUGGUAUGCUCUGGGUUCAAGGUGGUGGUCGGCAGCCGCAACCCAAAGCGAAAAGCCGGCCUCUUCCCUUCCGCAGCAGAAGUCACCUUCCAGGCUGAGGCGGUGAAGAAGACAGAUGUCAUUUUUGUGGCGGUUUUCAGGGAACAUUACUCCACCCUCUGUGACCUGGCUGAUGCGCUGGCUGGCAAGAUCCUGGUAGAUGUCAGUAACAAUACCGAGAUCAACCAUCACAGAGAAUCCAACGCCGAGUACUUGGCUUCCCUGUUCCCAGCCUGCACCGUGGUCAAGGGCUUUAACGUGGUUGCUGCGUGGACACUGCAGUCAGGUGCCAGGGAUGGGAAUAAGCAGGUUCUGAUUUGCUCAAAUAACCAAGAAGCCAAGCGCACCGUAGCAGAAAUUGCUCAGGUCAUGGGAUUCACCCCUGUGGACAUGGGCUGCAUGUCAUCAGCCUGUGAGAUCGAGAACAUUCCCCUGCGCCUCUUGCCAGCCUGGAAAAUCCCCAUCUUUUUGGCUCUGGGGCUCUUUCUUUGCUUCUUCACUUACAACCUGAUCCGGCAGGUCAUCCACCCUUACAUCAGGGAGCAGAAGAGUAAGUUUUACAAGAUCCCCAUCGAGGUGGUCAACACAACGCUGCCUUGCGUGGCCUACGUCAUGCUGUCCCUCGUCUACCUGCCCGGGGUGCUGGCAGCCUGCUCGCAGCUCUACUAUGGCACCAAAUACAGGCGCUUUCCAGAUUGGCUCGACCAGUGGCUCCAGCACCGAAAGCAGAUCGGUCUCCUCAGCUUCUUCUGUGCGGCUUUGCAUGCCGUGUACAGCUUCUGUCUGCCCAUGCGCCGCUCCCACCGCUACCAGUUAAUCGAGACGGCUGUCAAGCAGGCUGUGGAGAAGAAGAUGAAUGUCUGGGUAGAGGAGGAAGUCUGGAGGAUGGAGAUUUAUCUCUCUGUUGGAAUAAUUGCCCUGGGCUUGCUGUCGUUACUUGCCAUCACUUCACUUCCAUCCAUCGCAAACUCUCUCAACUGGAGGGAAUUCAGUUUCAUCCAGUCCACCCUCGGAUUUAUCGCUUUGGUAAUCAGCACUCUGCACACGCUCACCUACGGAUGGUCGAGGGCCUUCGAUGAGAACCAGUACAAAUUCUACCUGCCUCCAACCUACACCCUCACGCUGCUCGUCCCAUGUACUGUGAUCCUAGCAAAAGUCAUUUUCAGUUUGCCCUGUAUCCGACAAAGACUUCUGCGAAUCAGGAGGGGCUGGGAGAAGGGGAGAUAUGUGAAGUUUGUUCUGCCCAGCGCAACGGGGGAAUAUUCAAGCGGAGAGACCUCUAGCAACGUCUAACAGAGCCCUGGCUGUGACAAACGAUUCCAAAGCACUAUCAACAUUUCUAUAAAGG